This is a messenger RNA of Guyanagaster necrorhizus, 1182 nucleotides long. RefSeq lists its product as uncharacterized. The transcript is spliced from 3 exons. Lineage: Eukaryota; Fungi; Basidiomycota; Agaricomycetes; Agaricales; Physalacriaceae. The record is from RefSeq and is a predicted model, not a curated record. Gene Ontology annotation, molecular function: protein binding. Bases 1 to 1182 code for a protein of 393 amino acids.
AUGUCUCUCCUUCCCUUUCCAAGUGACGUCCAUCAUCUAGUCCUCGGUAUUAGGGGAACCAAGAUGUCUUGCUUCAAUAGCUUGCCUCAAGAGCUGGUCGAUUCCAUUGUAGAUUUCUUAAUCAAUGAUCCUGAAUCCCUUAGGGCCUCCUCUCUUGUCUGUCAUUCUCUUCUCUAUCGAACCAGAACCCAUCUUUUCCGUCAAUUACGCAUCUGGAACUUCCAGCACUUUCACAAAUUUCGCCACAUGUGCCAGUCAUCUCCUCAUAUACUUCCCCAAGUCAAGACAUUGAUCCUUCACGGUGGUGGGGAAGAUCAGAUACGAGACUCCAAGCACAUUGCUGCUGUGAUAUCGUCGUUCUCCCGCUUACAAGAAAUAAAGUUCAUCUUCGUCAAUUGGGCAUUGCUGCCCCAAGAUAUGCGGGUGGCCCUGUCUUCUCAUGCCUACCGGUACAUCGGUUUUUAUCUCGUAAAAGGGGUCAACGCGUCCGACUUCCACAGCCUCAUUUCCGGCUCUCACGACAGCCUUAGCUCAUUUGAACUUUUCCAUACAGAAAUCAGCGGAAUUCAGGAGCUCCGCAAUCAACCUGAGCCGCGUACCCUGGAUCUAACGCUCCAUGACUCGGGCCUUUUGUACAAACGUUUUCGGAAAGAUAUGUCUUUCAUUGUUUCACUGAAGAACAUUCAUACUCUUGGUACGCUGCUACGCAACAUGGCCGAUAUACGCCUUCUGCAAAACCUGCUCAGCGGAGGACUUCGCCCCGUCCGAGACUUCAUUGUGCAUAUGCCACGGAACAUCGAUCUAUUUGACCAGCUCGUCUCUUCUCAUCGCCUCCGAAUCUCCAGGUUACGAAGCAUCGCCCUCCACAUGUGGGACUACCACUCUGAUGACACCAGCGACCAACGCCUACUCAAGUGGUGGAUUGAGAAUCUCAGACAGUGCAUUGAGAUUCGCCGUAUCAUCUUUUGCAUCACGUUGGGUACCAUGAAAAUGGGUGAUCUUGCCGUGUUGAAGGGUUUGAAUGAACUUCUGUCCAAGGGCAGGUUCCCUGCUUUGGAGGCGGUGGUCGUAGCGGUGCAUGCGAAGUGGACGUCGACGGACGUAGCCUCAGUGAAGCGGGAUAUUGAAAAUCAGUUUACUGAUGUUCGAGUUCAUGUGACGGUUACGCGUUGCGAUGGUUGA